AUGUCACAUCGUAAGUUUUCGGCUCCUCGACAUGGGUCGAUGGGCUUUACACCCAAAAAGCGUUCUCGGACUCACAGGGGGAGAGUUAAGGCAUUUCCAAAGGAUGACAAAACCAAACCUAUACACUUAACUGCGUUUAUGGCUUUCAAAGCGGGUAUGACGCAUAUUGUGCGUGAAGUCGACAAGCCUGGUUCAAAAGUAAACAAGAAGGAGGUGGUUGAGGCGGUAACGAUCCUUGAGGCGCCACCGAUGGUUAUUGUGGGCAUUGUUGGAUAUAUAGAUACUCCGCGCGGUCCUCGUCCGUUUAAAACAAUCUGGGCGGAACAUCUUUCGGAGGACUCAAUUGCUUUAUUGCAGCGGUUCUUCAUGAAUUCUAAGAAGGCUUUCCAAAAGCACGCUAAGAAGUGGCAGGAUGAAGACGGCAAGAAAUCAAUUGAAGCUGACUUGGCAAAAAUGAAGAAAUAUUGCUCAAUGAUUCGUGUUAUUGCUCAUACACAGAUGAAAAUCAUGAGGCAUCGUGCAAAGAAGGCGUAUAUUAUUGAAAUACAGGUGAAUGGAGGCACUGUGCCUGAGAAAGUAGAUUGGGCACGAGAACAUUUAGAAAAACAGGUGCCUAUAGACAGCGUUUUCCACCGUGAUGAAAUGAUCGAUUGUAUUGGGGUGACUAAAGGUAAAGGAUUCAAAGGAGUAACUAGUAGGUGGCAUACGAAGAAGCUGCCAAGGAAGACGCAUAAGGGUCUUCGAAAGGUGGCUUGCAUUGGCGCUUGGCAUCCGUCUCGUGUACAGUUCACAGUUGCCAGAGCUGGUCAGAAAGGCUACCAUCACAGGACGGAAAUGAACAAGAAAGUAUAUCGGAUAGGAAAGUCGUGCCUUACUGAGGAGGGCAAAAAUAACGGCAAUACAGAAUACGACACCACCGAGAAGAACAUAAAUCCGAUGGGUGGAUUUCCUCACUAUGGACUUGUAAACCAGGAUUAUAUCAUGAUAAGAGGGUGCUGUAUGGGGCCGAGAAAAAGGCCGAUUACUUUAAGGAAGUCAUUGAUUGUGCAGACGAAGAGGUUUGCACACGAGGCAAUAAACUUGAAAUGGAUUGAUACCAGCUCCAAAUUUGGACAUGGCAGGUUCCAAACGCAUGCUGAAAAGAAGGACUUUAUGGGCAAGUUAAAGAAAGACCUGUUGGCAGAAGCGGGAGCAACGGCUUGA
This is a messenger RNA of Enterobius vermicularis (human pinworm), 1203 nucleotides long. The record is from the annotation of a GenBank genome assembly. NCBI's taxonomy places the organism in Eukaryota, Metazoa, Nematoda, Chromadorea, Rhabditida, Oxyuridae.